AGGAGCUGGCCAAGUCCAUUCGCAUGAAGCGACAAGUCUCCAUCGAACGAGGACUCACGUGUUUGCAAGAUCCGCAUGACGGUGACAACGACCUUGUGAGGUCGGUUGUGGAUCCAACAGAGGAACGCGGCAUGGUGCUCUCCUCCACUGAAGGCACGAGUGUGAAUGCCCAGCAUUGGACUGACUCUGUCAACGAGGCCCUCUCAUCAAACGAGUCAAGCAGAUCAAGCACGUCGCUGGCUCCGUCGGAGCUGCAGCUGCACUGCCCUUCGUGCAGUGUGACGAUGAGUGACGCCAAGCACGUUCCCAUGAGCCUGAUCCCAUGCGGACACGUGGUGUGUCGAUCCUGCCUCACCGCUGGCCGGUCUGAUCUCGGAUUUCUUCUCUGCGCCACCUGCAACGAACUCACGUCCUCGUCGAUUAUGAACGCGACGUUGAAGCAGGCAAUUGCUGCGGAAAUUGCUGCGCAAGAGAAAGCACAAGAAAAACGCAAAGCGCGCACAGACCAGCGGGGUAUUCGCCAGCAGUGGAAGUCGAACCUCAACCGCAAGAGCAUCUUCUUCGACUCUGCUGCUCCCUCCAACAACAGCCCCACAACCUUGACAACAACCGCUACAGCCAACAUGGCCAUAAACGGUCGCAGUGAGGCAGGUACCGCCGUGGGUGAGACGAGGGCUGUGCCGGCACGCAAACGAAGCAGCCAAGCAAACGCAACCAGCGGCCCAUCCUCUGCCCUGGGGAACACGGCCACAUCUGUUGGCGGUGGUGUGGGCACACCCUCCAAAGGCAGCAAGACAGGCUUACUCAGCACAAGCGCUGGCAAUAGCAACAACAACAGCAGCAGCAACCAACGUCAUGACCUCACCGACACCGGUGCAAACAUGGCGGCAUGCAAGCAGGGUCAAGGCACGAAGCCCGCAAUGCGUCGCGAUGCAAGUCGUUCGUUCUACUUCCCGCGCCAGCCGCUGCAGACCGGCAUCACUAAGACGCGUUCGGAGAAGCGCAUUUCAGGGACCGCGCGACCCCCGCAUCACACGGCCCAUCGCCGCAUCUCCCACCAGGCGCAAGUGGCAACAGAGCAAUACGUGGCCCGCGUGCACAUGUGCAUGCAGCUGGAGACACAAGUGUCGAGCCUCAUUCAGUCGCUUGCUGAGGUGGACAUGGCCAUCAAGAAGGAGGAGGCAGAAUCACGUGAUACCGCGUCAGAAAUUGAGCGCAUCGACGAGCAGGUUGCGUUUCUUCAGCAGCAGCGCAAAGAUCUCGUGCAACAGCAAGCAGAGCAACAGGCAACUACAAAGCGCCUGCAAGACAACCGCAAAGGUGUGGUGGCCGACUUGGAAACAGCAAAGACAAACUUUGGCCAGGUUACAGAAGAGCUGCGGGCACACCGCAACACGCUUGAACAAGAAGGCGCCCUGCAAGAGGCAACGAAGAAAGCACGACAAUCACGCAUCUUCGACGUGGAUCUCGCCACGACACCAACACCCCCACCACAUGCGGGUGGCGAAACAAGAAGCUGUGUCGUCACACCAACGCACCUGCCAGGCUCAAGCACACACAGUGACAGAAGCACGCCGUCCUACACGCUCGAGCAUAUGGCUGGAUGCUCCGGCCCGCUCAAGUUCACGCACCUCGCACGGCACACCGCUGUCUCCGCGACAGCCAGUCAGAAGUCAGGCGCAACAGCAACAAACGCCAACAGCACGCAGACACGGGUCAGCAAGCAACAGACAGAUGCAACUUGCAGCGAAAAUGACAGCACGGAUUCCACUCGUGCUACCAACAAGGACGCGUCGCCUGUGCCAUUUCCUGCAAGCACCAACUCAGCAAAACAAACCAACCUUCCCGAAGGCGCAUCAACCAACAGCAUUGUCUUUACUGAUGAUGACACGCGCCAACAUCCGACCGCGCCAGCUUGCAAACGAGCAACAACAGAUGCUGUAACGGCCACCAGUGACAAUGACGAGCACCUCUGGCGACCAACGGCGGAACCGCGACACUCCCUGCCAACCACGCCGCGGGUCAUGUGCAACGCCCGCCUUGUCCUCGAUGAGGAUGACGAUGAGGAUGACGAUGACGACGAAGACGACGAGGAUCAUGGUGAAGUGGCUGAUAGUACAGGUGGCGGACGGGGGCAGAAGCCAAAUCAAGUUGGCUGCGAGACACAACCCGACGUGCUUGCGCCAGGAGCGGUGACAACAAAGUUGAAGGUCAACUGUGAUGGCGAAGCGGGUGUGGCAGGCAAGCGAGGGAGUGAUCCUCGUCUCAUUCGCGCAGCAACGCGCCGUGCGUCCGCGCCACUCCCUCCACAUUUGCAGCCUUCCUCGCCACAUGCGGCACACCCCACACCCUCGAACAUGUCGGCUGUUGUGUGGGAUGACGCACAACGCGAGGCAACGAAUGACAACCACAAAUCCAGCUCUGAGGAUGGCUGCAUCAAGUACCCAUCAGCUGCUAUGAUGCCUCUCGCGCCUGGAUCCUGCAUCAAAUCGGCGGCACAAUCAAAUAGCAGCGCCCACGGUGACCGCGGUGAUGGCGCUGGUGAUGAUGGUGCUGCGAAUCUCGAUGACUAUGAUGAUGAUGACGACGACGACGACGACGACGACAUCAUGGCAAGCAUUCGGCUGAUGUUGAUGGGAGACGCGGGUGAAAUGGAGCAAGCAAAGUCGAGGGUGUUGGCAACGUCCCUGGCUGCUGUCAUUGAUAGUGGCGCCAACGCAAACUCAUCGGGUCACGAGCUUGAGGGCAACAGUGCCGACGACACGGCAGCACACCUGGUCACCGACCAGCACCUGUCCAAAGAUGCGGCCUUGCCUGUGGUCGACCCGUAUGACUUCAUCGACGACAUUGGCAACGCCUCGGAGGAUGACAGCACGGCUCCCGACGCGGAGAGUCACACCGCCAAACCUGUCAAUGAACUUCAACAUACGGUGGCAGGAUGCAGUGACUUGCAUGAUGAAGAUGAAAGCGAGGUGUAAGUGUUGUGUGUGUUUCUGUGUGUGUGUGUGUGUUUCUGUGUAAAUGUCAGCCUACAAUGCUUCUUUGUCUGGGCGAAGAUGGCUGUUGUUUGCUCGUGAGCACCGGUGUCCAUACAGAAACAUGGUUUGCGCUUCAUUUUCUUCAUUUUCUUCACAACCAUCUCCAGAGGUUGGCACGACAGUAUGGAACAAAGCACACAUGCAAGAAUGAACCUGGACAAACAAACCACUGAAGUCCGCCACUCCGCA
This is a messenger RNA of Salpingoeca rosetta, 3227 nucleotides long. RefSeq lists its product as uncharacterized. The record is from RefSeq and is a predicted model, not a curated record. The transcript is spliced from 13 exons. The coding region runs from base 24 to 2978 and encodes 984 amino acids. Lineage: Eukaryota; Choanoflagellata; Craspedida; Salpingoecidae.